This is a messenger RNA of Schistosoma mattheei, 3417 nucleotides long. NCBI's taxonomy places the organism in Eukaryota, Metazoa, Platyhelminthes, Trematoda, Strigeidida, Schistosomatidae. The record is from the annotation of a GenBank genome assembly.
GACAGACUGAAUCACUUUGAUUUGACCGCUUCUGGAAAAACUUACAAACUGUCGUGAUGCACCAAUGGUCUUACGACGGUUUGACCUUCACGAACUCAGCGACCUCUAUUAAUGGACAAUGACAUCGAACCGUUGCUUGAAUCUAAUAUUUGGUGUUUUCUAUUAGCACUAAUGGUGUUACUACCUUUAUUAUUCUGGGAUUCGGUUUAACGAUUUCAUCCCUCUGUGCUGACGGGGUAUGGCAAAAUAUACAAAUAUAUAUACAGUGCUUCCAGGUUUUCCAUGGUGGUCUAGCUUCAAUUGACUUAUGAUCUCAACAAUUGAAAUAUACAUACGUUGCGACUGAUUGAAUAAAUAUCUAGUAUCGUCAAGCUGCUCAACAUAUAAUAGAUACCAAGCCCUCGGCAUCCAACCUAUUUUAAACGGAUGUGUUCAAAUACAAAAUGUAUAGUUAACCAUUCAUUGUAUUGGCAAUAUAAUUUUGCGCCCAAUUCCAUGGUUUUCCGCAACGCAUUAUAAGAUCCUAAGGGAAUAUUGGGGAAAACCCAAAACUUUGGGGAUUCUCCCCAGACCUGUAAAAAAUUUGGUGGUUUUGUGCCAUUCCCCUAAAGUUUUCUAUUGUGGCUUACCUAGAAUGUACCAAAAACGGACAUUUCACUCGAAAUAGGUAGACUGGGUGCUCAGAAAUUCUCACAAUGUAUAAUUUCAGCAUUACCGAUUUUAGUGUACUAAAUAAAACAUUUGGUAAAUCAUGUGCUUUGCUAAAAGAAAAACGCGGAUUCAUAUGUUCUAUUUAGUGAUGAUACACACCUUUUCAGAUACAUCUAAGUUCGUAUGAAUCCUGUUCGCAUCUGUUCAUGGAAUAUAAAUGGGUUGCGCUCUAUUCAACAUCCGUUGAAAACUACUUUAGAUUCUCUUAAAUCUGAUAUAAUUUGUAUUCAGGAGACUAAAACCACACCUGAUAUAAGUAGGGAAUUCGCACUUGCGGAUAAUUACAAUAGUUAUUUUAGUCAUAGUAUACACAAGACAGGAUAUUCAGGUACUGCGGUUUUUUGUCGUAAUCCUGUCAAGCCAACUAAAACAUUCCAUAACUUAAAUGAUAUACUUGUCGAAUCCAUUUCCUGCCGAAAUAAUUCAACGGAUGGAUGGAGUUUUCUCAAAACGAAACUAAAUAUCACUCAUACUGAAGCUCGUAACUUGGAUGCAGAAGGAAGAGUACUGGGUCUCCAGUUUUCUACUGAUAUAUUUACCCCCUUUCGAAUUCCAGACGAAAAGCGACCGCUGAUUGUGUUGUCCAUAUAUUUUCCCAGGUUAAAUCCAGAAAACGUUGAACGUUUGAAUUACAAACAUCUUUUCCAGUCUGCUGUACAACUUUGCAUUGAAUCACUUCUAGUAGAAAACAACGUAGUUAUUGCUGGGGACUUUAAUAUUUGUCACAAAAUGAUCGAUCAUUGUGCUCCAGACGAAUUUAUUAUAGAUGAGUCUUCAAAAUCUUUUCGCCAGUGGUUUGAUCGGUUGUUGAUUGAAGAACAGCAAGAUCUAAGUCUUAAUACUCAAAUCAGUGUUGGUUUAAGAAGAUUCGUGGAUAUCUUCAGGCUACUCCAUCCUCAUCGAGAAAAUGCUUUUACAUGUUGGUCGUCGCGUACGAAUGCUCGUCAAACAAAUUAUGGAGUCAGACUGGAUUAUAUUUUAUUCGACAUGAAACUUGUGGAGAUUAUCACCACCAUAUCAGAUAACAGUAUACAAGCAGACUUGAUGUCACAUAUAAAUGGAUCUGAUCAUUGCCCAAUAUAUGCAGAUCUACCAUAUUUUUACAAUUCAGAUUUGAUUUUUUCCUAUUCAUUUCCACCUAAAUGCUCUCAUUACUGGCCCCAAUGUCAAAGAAAGCAAAUGGACUUAGAGAGCUUCGUAAUGUCAAAGAGUCAUUCCAAAGUAACUAAACAAGCUUUUACUUCUCAUGACACACAAGCUUCCGUAUCCCGUUUACGAAAUUCGCAUUCCAAAGAGAAACGUCUCGCUUUCAGACAAACGAAAAUCACCUUUAGGGAGUCUAUACCAAUAGAGACGGCUACAUGUAUACAUGAUCAAUUUUCAAGUAAAGAAAAUACGACUGAAACUCUCCAAAGAAAAAUUACGACCCAUCUCAAACAGCUCAGUCAACUGAAGCGUGGCGAAAUCUUUUUUCAGGGCCGAAGAAACCUCCUGUAUGCCUUGGCCACAAAGAACCUUGCGUCAUGAGGACUGUGAAAAAUCUAAAAACAACUAAAGGCAGUCGACUCGGCAGGCGGUUUUGGGUUUGUGCACGCCCUCAAGGCGCUUCAGACAAUCCAGCUGCCCGGUGUAGCACAUUUUUUUGGGAUGACCAAAUACCAAAAAAUAAGUUACUCUAGUAGCAGUUUUGUAUUAAGAAUUAAAAUCAAUUUUAGAUUAUGUAAAAAGAGAUUAAAGAUAAUAUCACAUUUCGGUUGUUUGCGUCUUAGGAGUUGGCGAAUUAAGAAAUUGUAUAUCAGCUAUUUGCUGAAGGUUACAUUUUUAGAUCUUUGAACUAUUUGAACGGGACCUACUGUGUGUUGAGUUAUCAGAUACAUUAUUGAGAGUUGGUUUAGCACAUUCACGUUGCGUGGCAGCCGUAAGUUCCCUGAAUCGUUUCAUUAUCAAUAUUAAGGCUCUCUCUCGACGUGCUAUGGGCUCUUGUAAACGCAUGAGUGGAUGCCAUCUUAUGUAGUAAGCUGUCCAAAAUUGAAGCUGAGCUAAUGCAUGCUGAGGAAAAAUCACACGAUGACCACUGAUCUCAGCAGGAGUAUAAAGUGGGUUUUGAUACAACUGGAUAUCUGCAUUGAUAUAUGCCCACAAUGAGAUAGUCCUUUCACGUACACCAUGGUCGCGUCCUUGCAUUUCUGAAUUGAAAAGAAAUGUUCCGAAUCGCGCAGAAUAUAACUCAUCCAUUAUUGUUAUGAGAAAUCGUUCGUUGAAUUCAAAUGAAUGGGGAAAUUGCUGCAUCGUCUGCCACACACAAUCAAUGAACUGUAAAAAUACUGGGGAACGCUCCUCAGGACUUGAUGGCCGUCCUCCACCAGUUUCAUUAACAACAGAACUUGAUGAGUUGGGAGGCAAAUAAAUCCCACCAUCGGUAGGUCCACCUGUGCGCUGUGCGAAUUUGUGGCCAAAAGAACACCACUCUUUCUCGACUAAUACUUCAAAUCCGCGUAUUGUACGGUAGUACGGAUCUAGCAUCAACAUUGCUAAAGAUGUAACUUGAGUUGUCCGGUCCCAACCGUCUGAGCAAUGUAUUAACACAGAUGUCUUAUGAUUUUCAAUCUAGAAUCAGAUUUUAACGGAAAAAUAAAAUACUAAGUCACGAUUGAAUUUAAAGAUUCUCAGUGUCAAUAAUUUAUACCACUAAACAUAGCAUCAAGC